AUGUCAGAAUCCCCCGUUCGUUACGUUCCCCUGGCUUUCGAUAUAGUCACAUCCGGUUUGGAAGACGAGAUCAGCCUGCUGGAACGGCUAGUGGCGAACCAUUUGAUAUUGUCACAAUUCGAGCUCGCCAGAGCGGCUGUCAGGGACCUUGCACGGCUCAGCCGCUCCCGUGCGAUUUCUCUGCUCAGGAAUGUGAUUGUAAGGAGGGGAGAGAUUCCCGGGGCAUCGGUGCCGUCUGCCGCCCAUCUGACGUGGCUGUGCGUUGGGGAAUACAGAGAGCUGCGUAAGGUGCAGGGAGAGCGGGGAGAGAGGGAAGAGCGAGAGGAUUGGGAGAGGGGAGAGAGGGGAGAAAGAGGCGAUUGGGUGAGCGGAGAGAGGGAAGAGAGGGGAGACAGGGGUGACUGGGUGAGGGGAGCAGAUAGAAGAGGCUCUGAAAGGGGUGAUUGGACGGCUGCUUCUGCAGCUGAUGAGGACGGACAGGGAGAGGAACAGGAGGGGGAGGAGGAGGGAGGAGAGGAGCGAGGAGGGAGGGAAACAGGCGAGGGUUUGGAGGAGGAGAGAGUGAUGGCGGAUGAAGCGGAAUUUGACUUGUAUCUGGCCCAGCUCUCACUCAAGGUGCAUGAAUCUGCAUUCUCAGAAAGAGUGGAUCGUCCUGUAACGCGUACAGGCGAGCAGGAGGGGUUAUCUGGAACAGGUAGAGGAGUGCAAGAGCGAGAAAGGGAGGAGGGAGGAGAGACGGAGAGAGAAGGGAAGGACAGAGAAGAGGAGGCUUUGAGGAGAGGGGAGAAGAUUCGUGCAGCAGUCACACUGCUGCAUAACCGAUCGCUCUGGGGCCUUCCCAGUAAACCCCUGGUUGUGGGGAGUAGGCUUAGUGCCAGUGAAAUCGGGAAAGAGGCGAAAGAGGAAGUGUUGGAAGGGUCAGCAGAGGCAACUGAGUCAGUAAGGUCUGCAGUGGUUGAAGAGAGAGGGGAAGUAGCAGCGGAGCAGGGACAAGGCCAUGUUGAAUCAAUCAUCCCUGAUGCAACACCUGUCGGCGUUUCAUUGGUUGUUGGAGAAUACCCAGAGAUCCUCGACGAGCUUUCCAGGAACGUUCUUCGCCAGAGGAGGGCUAGGAGGAGGAUGACGGCGGCAGCGUCGCGAAGAGAGAGACUUGAAAGUGAGGGUAAUUUACCCUUGCAAACAUGGCCACCAGAUGUGCCGGCUGUGAGAUGGGUGCAGGAGGCCCAUCUGGGGGCGGUGGCAUCUCUGCUGGAGGCGAAGGACGUGAAGGGAGCAGUGGGCCGUCUGCGGUACCUGAACGUGGAGUAUGGGGCUGUGGAGGAGGCUCAUUACAGGUCCGCCCUGCACCAGUUGGUCCUUGCACUGCGGCCUCAGGUGCCCCAACAAGCGCCGUCCAGCACUCCUGUUUGGACGGCAGUGAGGAAGGAAGAGACAAGAAUUGCCGUCCAGGAGCUGCUAGCGUCCGGUUCAGUCCACCUGAUCAGGCAGUUUCAGGCUGUAUGGGACGAUCACAUUCACAGCGAGUCCCAGCAAUCCGCCCGCCACUCCCCUAUCGCCCCUCCCUUGGAGGCCUUGCACGCCCUGCUGCUGGCACACGGGCAAGCUGGCAGCAACCCUGCAGCAGAAUCAAAUAAAGCAGAGGACAGCCCAGAAGCGACUGAAGUGGAGGGCAAACUCGAAGCUGCUGCGAUUCACAUAGAAACUUCUUCGUCACACUCAUGUGAAGCGGCUGGAUUGGAGGAGGUGGAGUGGGACGAAGGAGAGCCUAGGGACGAAGGAGAGCCUAGGGACGAAGGAGGUGGUGUAGAGCGCGGGGGAAGAGAGGAUGUGGGAGGAGAGGGUGUAAGAAGGGGGAGUGUGGUGGAGGAGAGGUGUGUGUGGGAGCUUGUGGAGCAUGCGAGAGUGGAGAAGCGAGUGGUGGUGGGGAGUGUGCUUGAGGGAGCUCUGGCUGCUGUGCAUGCGGGGCAGUUCAGCAAGGCCAACAAUAUCCUCGGCUUGUGCCCCCCUCUCCGUCCCCUCACCACACUCAUCGCCUGGGACCUCAUAGGCCCCUCCCACCCCGCCAUCCGCCUGCGUCUCCUUUGGGCUCUCUGGCCUCAUGAGUCUGCCUGUGCUCUGCUGCUGCCCCAUGAAUCCGCCCAUUCCCUACUGCCAAGCAAGCCUCUCGCUGACAACCCCUGGUCGUCGCAGCUGCUGCAGCAGGCUGGCGUGUGCUGCUCUCACCUCAUCUACCACGCACACCUGGCAUUACUCAUUGCUGCUCGCCACGCUGCGUUUCACCCGCAGCAGCAGCAGCAGAAAGGCCGCCAUAAUCUGCAGCAGCAACAGCUUAGCCCUGACCACCACCCGCAGCAUCAGGUACAGCAACAGCAGGAGCUGCAGCUGCAUGCCUCCACCAAUGCAGCACGUGUGUGGAGCCCUAAGGAUGAGACCACACGUGUGUUGAGUCCCAAGAGUGUGGCUCGCAUGGUGCGAGAAGCUGACCCGUUGGUUGCACGGCUGGCGCUGGAGCUGCUGCAGGUGCAGCCGCCCCUGCACGUGCUGCUGUCUCUGGGCUCCGACCUCUUUCGCCCGGGAGAAAUCAUCCAGCUGCUGCAAGCCCAGCCGGGAGCUGGAGACAGCAUGGUUGGCGGCGGCGCAUCUGGCAGGGACUGGGACGUGGAGCUCCUUCACAUGCUGUUUGGCGCCCAGGCAGCUGAAACUGCCGUGCAUGCCAUGGCAGGGAGCGGCAGGGAAGGAGAAGGAAAGGGGGGAGAUGGAACCGGAGGGGUGCAGCAUGGAGCAGCAGAGGCGAUGAGGGCGGUUGCAUUGUUUGAGCAUCAUGCAGCCCGUGUCACCACUGCUGCUCGCAAGAUCUGGAUGGGCUACACUGUGCGCUCGCUGCUUCUCGCCGUCUCCAAUCCACCUUCCACAACGAAUCACAGUCCAGCAGACGACGAGGAUAGCCUGGCAGCUGUCACCAUGGCCCGGCUCCAGCUCCUGGCCAAGCACGAUGCUUCUCAUGCUCAUAAUGAUGCAUAUGCUUCUGCUGAUCAAGCUGAUGUAGACGCUGCUGCUGCCGGUAACAGUGGAGUUGAUGGGUUGAAGAAAGGUGGUGCGACCGCAUCUGUAGCACCAUCAGUACUCCCGGCAGUGGCACCAUCAUCAGCCCCUCCGGCUGUAGCAGUAAUGGAGUCCUUGCUGGCGGCUGUAGCCAGGCAUCUGCCGCCCCAGGGCACGGAGACGCACGGCAUGGCUCGUCCUUUUCUGCUGGACGCGUCUCCCUUGAGCGGCGUGGACAGGCGGGCGGCACGGGCACUGCUAAAGCGGAAGGAUGUGGGGGAGGUGGGAUCUGGUGGAGAUAAGGGAGAUGGAGGGCUGUCUGGGGAGGGUUUGGCUGAACGUGGUUCGGAUUCAGAUGCUUCGGAUUCAGACACUACAUUUGAUGCUUUAGAUGCUGAUUUGUCUGCUGAGCUGGAUGCUGAGCUGGACGCACAGGCGUCUGACGUGGCAGCGGCGGCAGUGGGAGUGCUGGCUUCUGAUUGGAAGCAGAGGGCACAGGUAGUGCGUGAUUGGCUGGACGACUGGCAGUGGCGACUGGCUGUGCUGAAAGCUGAUUGGCUGGGCGUUCUUGCCAGACGGGGGGAAGGGGAGGAGGGGGAGUUGAAAGAGGAGGCGGUGUUGGAAGGGGAGGAAGGGGAGGAGGAGGUGGAGAGGGUAGAAGGCGAAGCGAGUGAUUAUGAGCAGGAGGGUGGAACGGACGGACGUGAGAGGAAGGGAGGAGAGGUGAAAGGGCAGGCAGGGAAGGGGAAGGAGCGGCGACUGCGGAGUGAUUGGUCGGCAUGGGGGUGGCACGAGGUGGUGGCGUGGAUGCGAGUGGAGCCCUCUGCUCUCAUCUCCUGCUGCUUAUCAGUGGGCGACUUCUCUCUCUGCCUGCGCCUCGCUCACUCGACACUUCCCAUUGGCCAUGCACUCAGAGGCACGAGUGCAGCUUUCCGCGUGCCUGGCUCGCCUCACUCACUCCUGUCCGCCUUGUCCCUCUUGUUCCCCUUGUAUCUCCUGCUCCCCCUGUCCUUUCUCGUCAGCUGCCUAUCAGUGGGCGACUUCUCUCUCUGCGACGCACUCGCUCGUCGUUUCCCCCUGGCUGUGCACUCAGAAGCACGAGUGCAGCUCUCUGCUUGGCUCGCCCGCCACCAUCAAUCCAGAGUUGUCCGGUGGGACAGUGUAGGAGGGCGAUUGCACGCCAGCAGCAGCAGUGAUGGCGGUGGUGGUGGUGAUAUUGCUGCUGGCAGUGGUGCGAAUGGGAGGGGAGGUGGGAGCAGGGGUGGGUUGGAGAGGGUGGGGAGUGUGGAGGCGAGGGAGAGGCGAGUGAGGGAGAACGAGCAGGUGGACACACUCUUCUCACUCUUCUUUGCUCCAUCCCUGGCUAUGUGGGAAAUGUUCCCGGCUCUUCACAUGGUACGCGUGGCUCUUCACAUGGUACGCGUGGCUCUUGACAUGGUACGCGUGGCUCUUGACAUGGUACGCGUGGCUCUUGACAUGGUACGCGUGGCUCUUGACAUGGUACGCGUGGCUCUUGACAUGGUACGCGUGGCUCUUGACAUGGUACGCGUGGAUGGUAAUAUGUUCCCGGCUCUUCACAUGGUACGCGUGGCUCUUGACAUGGUACGCGUGGCUCUUGACAUGGUACGCGUGGCUCUUGACAUGGUACGCGUGGAUGGUAAUAUGUUCCCGGCUCUUGACAUGGUACGCGUGGCUCUUGACAUGGUACGCGUGGCUCUUGACAUGGUACGCGUGGCUCUUGACAUGGUACGCGUGGCUCUUGACAUGGUACGCGUGGCUCUUGACAUGGUACGCGUGGCUCUUGACAUGGUACGCGUGGCUCUUGACAUGGUGGCAAUUCUGUUGGAUGCAGCAGCAACACAGGCUCGCACCGCCCCGGACGUCCUUGUGCUGCUCGACCAGGUAUGGUCGCAUUCUCAUUCAGGUAUGGUGCUGCUCGACCAGGCUCGCACUGUCUUUACAGCCUGGCAGGCGGACCAGCAAGGACUGAAGGAGGAAGACAAGGGCCGAGGAGGGAAGAAUCAGCCGGGGAAGCAGCACCAGCAGCAGCAGCAGCAAGAGCGAGAGGAAGACAGUAGCAACAACUUAAACUCAGUGCAGUGGGCUACAGCAGAGCGGCUGCUGCAGCGGCUGGAAGCCAUUCAGAACCAGGACCCCACCACACCUCUCCCGAACCUGCUGGCCGCCGUGCAGCCGCACCUGUCGCCAUCCCCGGGCCUAUCAGGCUCGGCAGGGGUGCGGCGGGGGCCCAAGGCUCGGGCGGUGAUGGCGCUGCAGCAGGUGGUUGCGGAUUGCGAGGCGGGCACGGCGCAGUUUGUCAGUGGCAAGCUCCACAAUCUCAUCCGAGCCUUGGAAGAUCCCGAACCAGCAGCAGACCCACUCUCCCAGGUCAUCCCCGCACCUGCCAUGGCUGCUGGCCAGUCAGGGUCCGCCAUGUGGGGAGGAGCAGGAGGAGGAGCAGGAGGAGCAGGGGGUGGAGGGGGGCCAGCAAGUGCGCCUGGAGUAAAUGCCCCGACUGAUUCCCAAGGCUCGGUGGCUGCUGCAGCUGCGGUGGCAGGCCUAGCUUCGGCAACAGGUUCGGGAGGAGUGGGAGUGGCAGCAGAUUCUCCUGUGCACCCCCCCCCUCUCUCCCCACGCUGGACUCGAUCCUCUUCGAGCCUUGGCCUCUCCGCUGCCGCUGCUGCUGCUGCUGGUGCAUCGGGAGCAGCAAGAGAAGGAGCGUUGGAAGCAGCAGUUGAAGAGCUGUCUGAAGGAGGUUCAACCAGGUCUGCCUCCCUCCCUCUUCCCUCAACUGCUGUUAGUACUUCCUCCUCUGCCGCUGCUCCGUCUCCCCUUCCAGGACUAUCGCGCUCCUCUGUAGGCGCUGUCAGCAUGCCACCUCCCUCCACAACCACUACCAUCACAAGCACCCCAUCUGCCACUUCAGCUGCUUCAGCACGCACAUCUGCUCCUCCUGGUGCCGCGUCAGGUGCCAUCUCAGGUGCCUCUUCAGGUGCCAGGGCGUCUGCCCCGCUCCCUCCUGUGCCGCGAUCCUCCAUGCCCAGUCUCUGGCCCUUCUCUUUCAACUCUACAAACGCCAAGCAGGCUUGUGCUGCAGCAGAGGGGCAGGCUGUAGUGGGUCUACAGUCCCUUCUAGGGUCUAGCACUGGUGGAGAGGCAGCAGGAGCAUCAAAAGCAGCAGGAGCAGCAGCAGGAGGAGCAGGAGGGACAGGAGGGGGAGGAGAAAGGGGUGGAGAAAAGGGAGGAGGAACGGCAGGAGCAUUAUCAUCAGCAGCAACAGCAGCGGCAGCAGCAGCAGGGUUGCGAGGGCCGGGGAAGCAACCUUGGGAUCAUCCCAAGGGUUACCUGCCAGUUUUCUUAAACUAUGUGGUUCAAAUCGGGGAUAUUGUUGACGAUAGUGACCCCAGCCACCCCUUUAACUACUUCUCUUUACUAAACGUCGACCCAGUGGAGCUUUUAAGAGAGCUUGUAUUUGUGAGAGGGGAUAUUGCUGCUGCAUUGCAUGUCGCUGGGAUCAUGGGUAGGGAUUCUCUACCUGCUGAUAUCAUCCCCGCAGCUCUCCCGAGCCUGCUGCCGCCAGUGCCGAGCCUGAAGCUCUGCUCUGUGGCUCGGCGUUUCCGAAGCAGAAUUCUGGGCAGGUCCGGAGGAGGACCAGGACAGGGUAGGCCCGGUAGGGGCAAGGUAGCAGGAGGAGUGGGAGGGGUGGAAGGUGCGGAGAAGCUUCUGAUGCCUUCACCGUAUGAGGCGCCGAGGGGCAAGGGAGGGGGAGUGGGAGGAGCAGGGAGUGCUGUGGAGGCAGAGGAGGAAGCUGCGAAGAAGCUGAUGGAAUAUGCACGCGUGCACUCUGCCAGCACCCCAAUCAUCCAUCGGUGGGUCACUCUGCAAUAUGCAAUCCACUCCAUCGCCAUCGCUGCCGCUAAAGCACCUCUCUCGCUCCUUCCUUCCACCCCUCUCUCUCUCCCCUCCCCCCUCUUCUCUGCCCCCAGCACCCCAAUCAUCAACCGGUGGGUCACUCUGCAAUCCGCAAUCCACUCCAUUGCCAUCGCUGCUGCUAAAGCACCCUCCCGACCUCCCAAGCAGCACUCAGAAGCAGCAGCAGCAGCAGCAGCAGCAGCAGCAGGAGCAGGAGCAGCAGCAGCAGCAGCAGGAGGAGGAGCCACAGCAGGUGGGGGGGGCACAGUGGGCGGAGGAGGCAGAGGCGGGCCAGUGGGUGGGGAGGGUGCAGGGAUGGUGGAGGCUGCACGGGUGAGGGGAUUAGCGGAGGGAGGAAUGCAGAGAACAGCCGUGUCGGUAGGGCAACAGGAGGCAUUGAGGGAACAGCCCUUGAGUUGGGGGGGUAGCUCUAGCAUUGGAGGGACCUUGCCUGUGCAUUCGCCUGGUAGCAGCAGCAGGAGGGGUGGGAGGGCGUUUACCGGGUCAGCCCUCCUGCUUGCAGGGCAAGAGGAGGUACUGAGGGAACAGCCCUUGGGCCAGAGUAGCUCUAGCCUUGGAGGGACCUUGCCUAUGCAUUCACCAGGUAGCGGCAGCAGGAGGGGUGGGAGGGCGUUUACCGGGUCAGCACUGCUGCUAGCAGGGCAGCAGGGAACACCAAGGAGAGUGAGAGGGGCGAGAUUGCCUGGAGCAGGGGGGGCAGCAGACAGUAUCGGUGGGCCGGUGGUGGGUAAAGGACAGGUGGGUGAAGGAGGAGGAAGAGGCACAAAACGGCCUCUUGCUGCUGAAAGUGAUGUGGUCAAGGUGGGAAGUGGGGAGGGGGUUUCUCUGUGUACAGGAGAAACAAGACAUGCGAAUGCUGGUGUUGCUGAGAGAAGUGAAACAGGGGAGGAUCCAGCUCAGGGGGAUCCCAGCACAAUGCCAGACCAGGGGGGGGUGGCAGGAGAGGAGAGGAGAGCGAGAGGAGAAGUGAGGGAGGAGCAGGGGACUUGUGAAGGGGCAGCAGCAGCAGCAGGAGUUGCAGGGGCAGCAGGGGCGGCAGGGGCGGCAGGGGCAGCAGAGGCAGCAGGGGUGGCAGGGGUAGCAGGGGUGGAAAGGGUGGCAGGGGCAGCAGGGGCGGCAGUGGCAGGUGGUCGGUUGGAGGCUCUGUUGACAGAGUGGGAGGAUUUGCGGCCUGUGAGGAUUCACCUGGAGAGCCUGAUUGCUGACUCGCGAUUGGCCGAAGCUCUUGAGCUGGCAGACACGUGGCUGCCUGAGGGGGCGCCAGAUCACCUGCUGUGUCUGCUCGUGGAGCAGUCUGAGGGCUCUGAUGGUGCCAAUGCUGCUCACACGCAUACGACAGGGGUAGCAGGAGUGGCAGGAGGAGACAUGAUGCGGUUCCAGAAACUGCCUGCUACGCAGGCAAGCAGGCUGCAGCAGAGCCCUCGGAGUGGAAGCGUAGGGUUUGCGAGUCCUGGUGGUAGUGGUGGUGGUGGUGCUGCUGCUGCUGCUGCUGCUGGCGGUGCUGGUGGGGGGGGUGAGGGGGGGAUUCGUGGUGGAAGUGCUGGCAGGGGGGUGAGGAAGCCGGUGACAGCGGGUGACAGCUGGCGGUUUGUGAUUCGUGUGGCUGACAAGGAGCUUGCAGCCACCCUGGCGCUCAGGUACCAUCACAGCUGGCAGCUGGCACACAUCCACACCGUAUUCAACACCUGCCUCUCACACCUCCCCGCACACUCGCCCCUGCGGGAUCAGAUCCUCACCUGCAAGUCAUCUGUGGAUCAGUACACUCGCAUCCGCUCCAUUCUCAAUGACAGAACCCUUGCCACGUGGCAGCAG
Closterium sp. Naga37s-1 is the source of this 8787-nucleotide messenger RNA. NCBI's taxonomy places the organism in Eukaryota, Viridiplantae, Streptophyta, Zygnematophyceae, Desmidiales, Closteriaceae. The record is from the annotation of a GenBank genome assembly.